Messenger RNA from Halichondria panicea, 1077 nucleotides. RefSeq names its product ATP synthase subunit gamma, mitochondrial-like. The coding region runs from base 61 to 960 and encodes 299 amino acids. The record is from RefSeq and is a predicted model, not a curated record. Gene Ontology annotation, biological process: proton motive force-driven ATP synthesis. Gene Ontology annotation, molecular function: proton-transporting ATP synthase activity, rotational mechanism. NCBI's taxonomy places the organism in Eukaryota, Metazoa, Porifera, Demospongiae, Suberitida, Halichondriidae. The transcript has 7 exons.
GUGGUUUCCGAAAAGAGCACACCUUCCGAUGCAACUGAAGGUCAAAGUUCAUUAUACAAAAUGGCGUCGGCUGGUGCUGUUUUGAGAGGCUUGCAAUCAUCUGUUAGACCGAUAUGGCACCAGUACCAGAGCACCAGGGGGAUGGCUACUCUCAAGGAGUUGUCAAUUCGUAUCAAGUCUGUCACGAACAUUGAGAAGAUCACCAAGUCCAUGAAGAUGGUCUCGGCUGCCAAGUAUCAGAUGGCAGAGAGACAGUUGAAACCUGCAAGGGCGUAUGGAGAGGGGGCACAGGCUCUAUAUGACAAAGCGGAGGUAAUAGACGAGGAGAGGAAGCCCAAACACUUGAUUAUCGCAGUGACGUCUGAUCGUGGUUUAUGCGGAGGCAUUCACUCCAACGUGGCUCGUAACAUCCGUGCCACUUUGUUGGCCACUCAGGACCGCAGCAACACCAUGGUGGUGUGUGUGGGGGACAAAACACGUUCCAUCAUACAGCGAUUCUUUAGAGAGAACCUGCUCUUACACUUCACAGAUGUGGGGAAGAAGCCGCCAGUGUUUGAGGAAGCUAUGUUUGUAGCGCAGAACAUCUUGGACUCUGGAUUCGAGUAUGACAGUGCUGAGAUUGUCUACAACAGGUUUAAGAAUGUUAUCUCGUAUGACACUCUCAACAAGUUCUUGAUACCUUUCGACAAGCUGGCUCAGUCAGAGAAGAUGCUGGUGUAUGAUGACGUUGACGAGGAUGUGCUGCUCUGCUACCACGAGAUGACCCUGGCCAACCUCAUAUUCCACACCUUGAAAGAGGGAGCCUGCAGUGAGCAGAGCUCUAGGAUGACAGCCAUGGACGGAGCCAGCAAGAAUGCAGGUGACAUGAUCUCAAAGCUGACACUCACUUACAACAGGACCAGGCAGGCAGUCAUCACUAGGGAGCUCAUUGAGAUUAUCUCCGGGGCCGCAGCUGUUUAGAUUGAACUGUUAGAUACUGCUAGACCAUUCUAGUUAUUUAUGUGUAGGUGUAUACUGGUGUUUUUUUUUGCUGUCUGUGUAUUUAGUUGAUGUGUAAUUAAAUUUGGUUGUGUAAAA